AAAGUAGUGUCAAUCUUCAAUUGAAGUUAUAUUUUCUCAUUCCCUAUCCUAUAAUAACUACACAAUUAUUGGGUUAGUAAUAAGAGUAUGAUGUGUUAUUAGUAGAGUAAUAAUAGGAAUAGAGUGUUUGGUAAGUUACUUCCUAGUCUUAAGCUAAUAACCGUUGGGUAGUGUGUGUUAAGCUAGUGUUUGGUUCUAUUUUGUAGCAUAUAUUAACUUUUUAUUAAGAGCUCACACGCUGUAAAGUAUCAAUUAUUAGUUGUUAAUUUGUCUUACUCUUCUUCAUGCUAAUUAUAUAUUCCUAUCAGCCUUAACUUGACACACAUAAAAAAUAUAUAUGGAGUCGUCUUUCGUAAACGGUGCCGUUUCACCACCGCCACGUCAUCACGUCGUCUUAUUCCCUUUCAUGGCCAAAGGCCACACAAUCCCACUUCUCCACCUGACACGUCUCUUCCUCCGCCGCAAUAUUCCCGUCACCUUCAUCACCACUCCGGCCAACCGUUCAUUCAUAGCCAACUCUCUCUCCGACACCUCCGUCUCCAUUAUCGACCUCCCUUUCCCUGAAAGUGUCCCCGGAAUCCCGGCCGGAGUAGAGAGUACGGAUUCUCUUCCCUCAAUGUCUCUGGUACCGUCCUUCGCCAUGGCUACAGCUCUCAUGAAACCUGAUUUUGACCGAGCUUUGAGGAAUCUGGAUCCUUCUCCGAGCUUCAUCGUCUCCGAUGGAUUCCUAUGGUGGACCUUAGAUUCGGCGUCCGAAUUGGGUCUCCCACGACUCGUUUCUUACGGUAUGUCCACUUACGCUCAGGUCCUGAUUAGAGUUUCGAUCCAGUACGGGCUAUUCCACGGUGUUCGAAACGACGAACCAAUCACUGUCCCUCCUUUCCCAUGGAUUAAAAUACGAAAGGACGACCUUCCUAUGUUUUCGGAUCCUAAUCCCGGGUCAGAAUUCAUUGGCAAAACAAUGGAAGCCACGUCACGGAGUUUCGGCAUGAUUGUGAAUAGUUUCUACAGCAUUGAAUCAACUUAUGCUGACUAUUUUAGUCGGAACUUUGGGCCGAGAUCCUGGUGUAUUGGGCCUCUAUGUUUGGGAAGCCCAUUAAGGAAUACAGGCCCAGCAAACAACUCCAUGAUCAUUAGAUGGCUAGACCAGAAGCGAGAUCAAGAAGGGGGCUCUGUUCUGUACUUGGCGUUUGGUUCUCAGGCUGAGAUUUCUUCUGAACAAAUCAAAGAAAUCGCAAUUGGGUUGGAAGAAUCUGAGGUCAAUUUUUUGUGGGUAUUGAGAAAGAAGGAGAAUGAUGAGAGUAAUAACAUUGAUGGGUUCGAAAAGAGAGUGAGAAAAACUAACAGGGGAAUGGUGGUUAGGGAUUGGGUUGAGCAAAGAGAGAUAUUGAAUCACCAAAGUGUACAAGGGUUUUUAAGUCACUGUGGUUGGAAUGCUGUGAUGGAGAGCAUAUGCGCCCAAGUACCCAUUCUGGCGUGGCCCCUUACGGCGGACCAGCCUUUGAAUGCGAAAAUGGUGGUGGAAGAGAUCAAGGUUGGGCUGAGAAUUGAGAGCUGUGAUGGUUCAACAAAAGGGUUUGUGAAAAGCCAAGGGUUGAAGAAGAAAGUGAAGGAGUUAAUGGAAGGAGAGACAGGGAAGGAGGUGAGGAGUAAGGUGAAGGAAGUUGGUGCCAUUGCUAAGAAGGGUAUGGAAGAAAGUGGUUCAUCAUGGCAAGCAUUGGACUCUCUCAUCAAUGAAGCAUUGUCCUCUAAGAGUAAGAAUGAUUUUCAAUGCAUGAUGAUGCCUAAUUGCUGAUUGUAAGUAACAUGGGAAAAUAUGAACUAUAUAUAUAUAUAUAGAUAUAUUAUAUACCAUGUUCUCAUGCAUGCAUUAUUUGUAUACAGUAUAUCACUAUCUCAGUACUUUUAAAAUUAUAUGAAUCUAAUAAACACUCACGUCAGUGUUUCUAGCUUUUUAA
This is a messenger RNA of Cannabis sativa, 1958 nucleotides long. RefSeq names its product UDP-glycosyltransferase 90A1-like. The transcript has a single exon. NCBI's taxonomy places the organism in Eukaryota, Viridiplantae, Streptophyta, Magnoliopsida, Rosales, Cannabaceae. Gene Ontology annotation, molecular function: UDP-glycosyltransferase activity. The record is from RefSeq and is a predicted model, not a curated record. The coding region runs from base 338 to 1795 and encodes 485 amino acids.